This is a messenger RNA of Pestalotiopsis fici W106-1, 1335 nucleotides long. RefSeq lists its product as uncharacterized. Lineage: Eukaryota; Fungi; Ascomycota; Sordariomycetes; Amphisphaeriales; Sporocadaceae. Bases 1 to 1335 code for a protein of 444 amino acids. Gene Ontology annotation, molecular function: hydrolase activity, acting on carbon-nitrogen (but not peptide) bonds. The transcript has a single exon. The record is from RefSeq and is a predicted model, not a curated record.
AUGACUCCCGAAGAAUUCCAGAAGUUCACCAAGCCUUGGCUCCCUACGACCAAGGCACCGUCUUGGAUUCUUGAGAAUGCCAAGAUUGUUGACACAGUCAACGGAGCAAUCAUAGAAUCUGGGUCUGUCCACAUUGCGAAUGGCAUCAUUGCCAGCAUUGCGACCGAAGGUCAACAGAUAGAGGCUCCUGAAGGGACAACACGCUUUGACAUAGGUGGUCGAUACAUCUGCCCAGGGUUGAUUGACUGCCAUGUCCACAUCAACGCCGUACCGGGAGACCUCGACCUUCGCCAGACCAUGGCAACACCGGAAGACCAAGUCAAGUUUCGGAUGGCAUACGUCUGCCGGGACAUGCUGUACCGGGGAUUUACCACUGUGCGCGAUUGCGGUGGUGCACCGUUGGCGCUGAAGGAAGCCUGUGACGAGUGGCUGAUUCCAGGGCCACGUCUUCACAUUGCCGGCCACGCCCUAAGCCAGACAGGUGGUCACGGCGAUUUUCGCAACGCCCACGAUCACAAAGAUUGCGCUUCAGGAUUUGUCAACGGCCUCGGCCGCGUGGCCGACGGUGUUCCCGAGUGCUUGCGGGCAGCAAGAGAUGAGAUCCGGUGCGGUGCAGAUUUCCUCAAAAUCAUGGGCGGCGGCGGCAUCGCCAGCCCCACGGACAAGCUCGAGCAUCAGCAAUACUCCCCCGAAGAGAUCCAGGCCUACGUUUCUGUUGCUGAGAAUGCCGGCACCUACGUGACGUGCCAUGCGUACACGCCUCAGUCCAUCACCAGGGCAGUGAGCAAUGGCGUCUUGGGCAUCGAACACGGCAACCUAAUCGAUCGAGCUUCUGCUAAAUUGAUGGCGGAAAAGGGUGCAUUCUUGACGCCUACGCUGAUUGCACUCCGCGCCAUGGCGGACGAGUCCUUGUUCAGCUUUCUUCCUCCGGAGAACCGUGAGAAGAACAUCAAGGUCAUGAAAUCUGGUCUCAAUGCCCUGAAGCUUGCAUACGAGGAAGGAGUGACACUCUGCUAUGGAUCAGAUCUUUUGGGGCCCUUGGGAAAUUACCAAGCUCAGGAGUUUGAGAUUAGGUCCCAGGUCUUGCCCGCAGCCGAGAUUCUAAAAAGUGCAACGGUCAAUGCUGCUAGAAUGAUGCGCCUGCAGGAUGUAGGUCAAAUCAAAGUUGGCUUCCAGGCGGACAUUAUUGUGAUCAAUUCCAACCCCCUCGAAGAUAUCAAGGUCCUUUCGAGGCCGGAAACGGAGGUCACUGGAGUUUUCCGAGCAGGCCGGCUGUGCAGAGAUGAUUCCAAUCUGUUUGGUGGGGGGUUACUAGAUAAAAUUGCCAAGCUCUAA